Molecule: messenger RNA, 867 nt
Organism: Bipolaris oryzae ATCC 44560
Lineage: Eukaryota; Fungi; Ascomycota; Dothideomycetes; Pleosporales; Pleosporaceae
Exons: 4
Coding region: 1-867 (288 amino acids)
Biological process (GO): phosphate-containing compound metabolic process
Cellular component (GO): nucleus; cytoplasm
Molecular function (GO): magnesium ion binding; inorganic diphosphate phosphatase activity
Source: RefSeq, a predicted model, not a curated record
AUGUCUUACACCACCCGCAAGAUUGCCGCAGCUAACACGCUCGAGCACCGCAUCUUCAUCGAGAAGGACGGCCAGCUCGUCUCGCCAUGGCACGACAUCCCCCUCUACGCCAACGAGCAGCAGACCAUCCUCAACAUGGUCGUUGAGGUGCCCCGCUGGACCAAUGCCAAGAUGGAGAUCUCCAAGGAGGAGCCCCUCAACCCCAUCAAGCAGGACAUCAAGAAGGGCAAGCUCCGCUACGUGAGGAACUGCUUCCCCCACAAGGGCUACCUCUGGAACUACGGUGCCUUCCCCCAGACCUGGGAGGACCCCAAUGUCGUCCACCAGGAGACCAAGGCCAAGGGCGACAACGACCCGCUCGACGUGUGCGAGAUUGGUGAGCUCGUCGCCAAGCCCGGUGAGGUUAUCCAGGUCAAGGUCCUUGGUGUCAUGGCUCUGCUCGACGAGGGCGAGACCGACUGGAAGAUCAUGGUCAUCAACGUAAACGACCCAUUGGCCCCCAAGCUCAACGACGUCGAAGAUGUCGAGCGCCACCUGCCUGGUCUCCUCCGUGCCACAAAUGAGUGGUUCCGUAUCUACAAGAUCCCAGAUGGCAAGCCUGAGAACCAGUUUGCCUUCUCUGGCGAGUGCAAGAACAAGAAGUACGCCAUGGACAUUGUCCGCGAGUGUGCCGAGGCUUGGGAGAAGCUCAUCACUGGAAAGACCCCCAAGGACGAGAUCAGCCUCACCAACACCACCGUUUCAAACUCGCCAGACCGCGCUGACUCCGGCUCGCUCAACAUUCCCGCUGGCGAGAACAAGGCACCUGCCCCCAUCGAUCCCAGCAUUGACAAGUGGUUCUACAUCUCUGGUGCUCCAUCCAACUAA